Messenger RNA from Serpula lacrymans var. lacrymans S7.9, 159 nucleotides. RefSeq lists its product as uncharacterized. The coding region runs from base 1 to 159 and encodes 52 amino acids. NCBI's taxonomy places the organism in Eukaryota, Fungi, Basidiomycota, Agaricomycetes, Boletales, Serpulaceae. The record is from RefSeq and is a predicted model, not a curated record. The transcript has 2 exons.
AUGAACAAGAUUAGCACAGCUGCAUUGUUCGUUGGAUUCGGCCAUUUCUUUCAAAGGAGGAAGAGGCUUCUGAAGGAAACGUUUAGCAAGAAGAAAGUGGCUAUAACGGCUGCGACAGCACGUACAGGUGUUGGAUUUGACGAUUGGGGGUUGUGGUGA